AUAACUUGGGAAAAAACAAGCUCCGACUGCGAAAAAAUAAUUUGAACGGUAAAUCGAACUCGGAAUUCCAAGUCAGAAACUCUGGCAUCUUUCUAGAGCUCCGACGCACUAAAGUCGCAUGUUGGAGGAUUCCGAGUUCCGAGUAGUUUUGAACGCGGCACUAGUCUCAGCGCUCAGCAUUAUGAUCAUUAUUUUCUACAGGCAAGUCUCUGACGCAUGUGUGCUGUGAGAUGAGCAACAAGGAAAUAGCUGUGUAAACGAAACAGUAAUAUCAAGGCAAGGGGUUCAGACUGUGUUGGUUCUCAGGAGCAACUGACCGUAUGAAACUUCCCAUGGAGCCAACAAAUCUACAGAAAGCUAUCGCUGUAGCACAGAAAGCCUCCCAAGAGGACCAGGCUGGGAACUACCAGGAGGCUAUCAAAUCUUACCAACAUGCUGUCAAGUACUUCCUGCACAUUGUAAAAUGUCAACCACAGGGUAAAGAGGGCAACCAGAAGAUCCGGGACAAGUGCAAACUGUACCUGGACAGAGUGGAAGAACUACAGGAGUAUCUAGAAAAGAAAGAGGUUGGAUCCCAACCAACAAUAAACCCCACUGAAGAAGAAUACAAGAAAGCCAUAGAUCUGGCCAGCAAGGCAGCCCAGGAGGAUAAAGCUCAGAACUACGAAGAGGCCCUGCGUCUAUACCAACACGCUGUUCAGUACUUCCUACACGUAGUAAAAUAUGAAGCCCAGGGUGACAAAGCCAAACAGAGCAUCAGGGCCAAGUGUGCUGAGUACCUUGACAGAGCAGAGAAGCUCAAAGAUUAUCUGAAGAAGAAAGAGAAGGCUCCACCCGCCAAGCCUGUGAAGGAGUCCCAAGCUGACGACAAGGGAAAUGAGAGCGAUGAAGGAGAUGACCCAGAGAAAAAGAAGUUCCAAAACCAACUUUCAGGCGCCAUCGUUAUGGAAAAGCCAAACAUUAAGUGGAAUGAUGUUGCCGGUUUAGAGGGAGCCAAAGAGGCACUGAAAGAAGCUGUUAUUUUGCCAAUUAAAUUCCCACAUCUUUUCACAGGUAAAAGAACGCCAUGGAGGGGGAUCCUGCUCUUUGGUCCUCCUGGUACAGGAAAGUCCUACCUGGCUAAAGCUGUGGCCACAGAGGCCAACAACUCCACCUUUUUCUCUAUCUCCUCCUCUGACCUGGUGUCCAAGUGGCUGGGAGAGAGUGAAAAGUUAGUAAAGAACUUGUUCACUCUUGCACGGGAGCACAAACCCUCCAUCAUCUUCAUAGAUGAGAUAGACUCACUGUGCGGCUCCAGGAGUGAGAACGAGAGUGAGGCAGCUCGCCGCAUCAAGACAGAGUUUCUGGUUCAGAUGCAGGGAGUGGGGAAUGACAACGAUGGGGUACUGGUAUUAGGGGCCACCAACAUCCCUUGGACAUUGGACUCUGCCAUCAGAAGACGGUUUGAGAAGAGGAUCUACAUCCCCUUGCCAGAGGAACACGCCCGCACCUUCAUGUUCAAGCUCCACUUAGGCACCACCCCCACCAGCCUCAACGACUCUGACUUUGUCACCCUCGGAAAGAAGACAGACGGGUACUCGGGGGCCGACAUCAGCGUCAUCGUCAGAGAUGCGCUUAUGCAGCCCGUCAGGAAAGUUCAAUCAGCCACUCACUUCAAACGGGUACGAGGGCCAUUGAGAGACAACCCCAAAAUCCUGGUAGAUGACUUUUUGACCCCGUGCUCCCCGGGAGACCCGAACGGCGUCGAGAUGACAUGGAUGGAGGUCCCUGGGGAAAAGCUGUGUGAGCCAGUCGUUUGUAUGUCUGACAUGCUGAGGUCCCUGUCCAGCACGAAGCCAACUGUCAACGAUCAUGAUUUGGACAAACUGAGAAAAUUCACAGAUGACUUUGGACAGGAGGGCUAAACGUGGCUUUUUUUUAAACCAAAACAAAUAUUAUAUCAGUGUUCAUUCUCCCCUUCAUGCUCUGUUGGCUCAUCAGAAGUGUGCCACAUGACUGCUCUACUCAUAGAAUUACUAGAACCGAUAUCCCCAUUUAAGUCCAUUUCUAUGGCUAAUGAGCUUGACUAUUGGCCACAUAAGGGGUUAAACAAAGGUGGAUAUUUUCUUAGAUGCCCCCCAUGUCCAAAGAAUUGCGGAUCACUUCACUGCUGCAAGAUGUCUGAGGUAGACUUGAUUGGUGGAUGGAACGCUGCAUAGAAAUGAAGAACCUUGGUGUUACAUAGGCAUAUGUUCUGUGGAAUCUGUUUAGCAGCAUCUUGGCCCGAAUCCUAACUUGAGAACAAUGCUCAACUCAAACAUUUGCAUAUGUCAUGCUUUGAAGUCAAUGGGAGUUUGAUUCGAGUUACCGAUACAAGCUUGUUAACCAAAUUAAGAUGCUGCUUAUUGUGCAGAGUGCUUAUCUAACUUCCCCAAUAAAUAUCUAUGCUCAGUU
Oncorhynchus gorbuscha (pink salmon) is the source of this 2433-nucleotide messenger RNA. Its product is annotated as vacuolar protein sorting-associated protein 4B-like. Bases 321 to 1904 code for a protein of 527 amino acids. Lineage: Eukaryota; Metazoa; Chordata; Actinopteri; Salmoniformes; Salmonidae. Gene Ontology annotation, biological process: vacuole organization; endosomal transport. The record is from RefSeq and is a predicted model, not a curated record. The transcript is spliced from 14 exons. Gene Ontology annotation, molecular function: ATP hydrolysis activity; ATP binding.